AUGGUUGCGGCGCAACACACCUGCACUAUAAAAGGAUGCGUCGAGAUUGCCGACUUUGGAGUUCACUGCCAUCGCCAUCGCUGUCACUGGAAGUCCUGCGAAAAGCCUUGCUUGGCAGGAGGAGAGUACUGUGCGGAUCAUGAGUGCAAAAGGGCUGGAUGCCGCAAGAUCGUCAAGAUUCAACUCGGCUACUGUGAUGAGCACUGCUGCAAGAUUGACAAGUGCCUCAAUUACUGCGAUGUCACGUCAGAAAGCAUCUGCUUCGAGCACUCGAGGGAGGAUCAGUUUCGGCGUAUCAAACAUUUAGAGGAAAAACUACGAGAGCAACAGUACGAUUGUGGUCCUCCUGAACACUAUGACCACCCUUAUUUCAACGAUCUCCAGAUCCGUCACGACAAGCUUAUCAGAGACUAUGACGACUGUCUGAUCAGACUAAACGAGGCCCGAGACGAGGUUCGCAUUCUACGCAACACAUGGAUUUCGGGGGAGGACAGUCGCCUGUGGAGGCAAGAAAUCGAGGAAUGCAACGCACGGUUACUUGUGGACUUGGAGCGAGAACAGAAGAGAACCGAGCACUGGGAGCGCAAAGCGAUCGAGCUUGGCCGAAGGAUUGAUGACCUCGAGUGCGUAUUGGAAGAAGAGCGGCUAAGACACCCAAAGUCUGAUGAAUAUGUGCGACAGAUCGGGGACCUCGUUCGCAAGGUGGAGAUACUCGAGGAAGAGCUCCGCAUCGAGCGAUGCAACAACCACUUGUACGAAGGACGACAGCACGAGGUUGAGAAACUGCUUUGCACCAUUGAGGAGCUCGAGAGGAAGCUCAAGGGGGAUCACUACAAGAUAGACGAGCUUAUCAGGAAAGUGGAUCUGCUGCAGUCAAUCCUCGCUGGCGAGAAGGAAAAAAGAGAAAUUCUUCUCGAAGAGAUCGCCAAGCGCGAUGAUUGCGAAAGGCUGCGACGAGACGAUCGUCGUCGACCUAGGAGAGGAAGCUGGGAAAGGAGGUCACGCGACUCGCGCCCUUGGGGCAGCGUUUACUGA
This is a messenger RNA of Colletotrichum graminicola M1.001, 1035 nucleotides long. RefSeq lists its product as uncharacterized. The record is from RefSeq and is a predicted model, not a curated record. The coding region runs from base 1 to 1035 and encodes 344 amino acids. The transcript is spliced from 2 exons. NCBI's taxonomy places the organism in Eukaryota, Fungi, Ascomycota, Sordariomycetes, Glomerellales, Glomerellaceae.